Exserohilum turcica Et28A is the source of this 747-nucleotide messenger RNA. RefSeq lists its product as uncharacterized. The record is from RefSeq and is a predicted model, not a curated record. Lineage: Eukaryota; Fungi; Ascomycota; Dothideomycetes; Pleosporales; Pleosporaceae. The transcript is spliced from 3 exons. The coding region runs from base 1 to 747 and encodes 248 amino acids.
AUGCCGCCGCUUCCCCAAUCUAAAAUUCUCCUUCCGUUGUACAUAUACCCGAAUCCGGGUGCUUGGGAGCCUCUUUAUACAGCCGUCUCGCAACACCCUCAACUUGAGUUUUUGGUUAUAAUCAAUCCCAACAGUGGACCCGGAAGCGCACCGUGGUGGCCUAACGAAGACUACGUCCGAGAAAUACCGAGGCUAAAUGCGCUGCCGAAUGUUACCACGCUUGGUUAUGUGCGAGCGACGUACUGUAAGCGGCCUCAUGGAGACAUCUGCGGAGACAUUGAGACCUAUGCCGAGCGCGGCCGAAACGACGAGCGGAUGAAAGUCGAUGGCGUAUUUGUCGAUGAAACGGUGAAUCUAUUCUCAGCGGAAGCGAAGAAGUAUCUGGACGGGAUCGAUGACAAGGUCCAGAGCGCUGGUUUCUCCGGUAAAAGAAUGGUCAUUCAUAAUCCUGGUACAGCUGUGAACGCUGGACUGGCUGCACCAGGACCAGAUAUCACUGUGAUUGUGGAGACGUCGUAUGAGCACUUCAUGUCGAAGGAAUAUCGUGAUUGGCUAGCGACGUCGCCGUACGAUCGUUCGCGGACCGCGUACAUGGUGCAUUCCGUCCCGGAAGCCGAGGUGGAACCUCUGACAAAGGCGCUGCGCACGCGUGCAGAGUAUCUCUUCGUGACCAGUGCAACUUGCGAGUUCUACGAGAAGUUCGGCACCAGCUGGAUGAGAUUCGUGGCGGCCAUGGUAGAGCAGUAA